Messenger RNA from Hemicordylus capensis (graceful crag lizard), 2469 nucleotides. It is a transcript of the gene HMX2, whose product is annotated as H6 family homeobox 2. Gene Ontology annotation, molecular function: RNA polymerase II transcription regulatory region sequence-specific DNA binding; DNA-binding transcription factor activity, RNA polymerase II-specific. The transcript has 3 exons. Lineage: Eukaryota; Metazoa; Chordata; Lepidosauria; Squamata; Cordylidae. Gene Ontology annotation, biological process: regulation of transcription by RNA polymerase II. The coding region runs from base 1075 to 1908 and encodes 277 amino acids. The record is from RefSeq and is a predicted model, not a curated record. Gene Ontology annotation, cellular component: nucleus.
GACUUUUUUCGUGCGUGGAGAGCGUUCGGCCGGAGUUGGGGUUGCGGCGGGGACACCGAAGGAAGCCUACUCUUUCGCCGCCGUGGUUAUGGGGCUGCUGUCAAUCAUACCGCGCUGCUUAAUUUCUCAGAUUGAAUUAUGGGGUGUGAAAGAUGCGGGGACCCUUAAUGAAAUUAACAAGGCCCACCCCGACUCCUCCCAGUCUUAGCCCAAUCACGCCUCCGUUAGCCUUCUACAAACAGUAGAUAAAGGGGCGGGCCUUUAGCGAGACGCUCUGUCAUUCAAACAACGGCUUAGUCGUCCUGAAUGGAAGUUGCCCCCUGACGCGGAAUCCCCUCUGCCUAGUCUCACAUAGGAGUGAGCCCACUGAGCAGUAGGUGUUCUUCACAUGCUCAGAGACACUGAGGUCUUUGUUGUUGUCCUAUUCCCUGGCACUUAGAACACGCUCCAGAAAAGAUGAAACGGAUCACGUUCAAAUUAUUAUUAAGGAGCAUAAAUACGGUGAAGGGCUGCUUAAAAAUCAGUCCAAUUUAUUUAUAUGUCCAGUAUAACUCCUCCUCUUCACCAUCAUAAGCACAUCAUAAAGAAAACAAAUAGCCAUAAAAAAAUAGUCGUAAGGACAUGAGCCUAGCAGUGGGAGAGGGAUUUGGAACCCAGAUUUUUCACGUUCUGUUUCCGGCGUGUUAUUCUUAAAAGCUGUAUGCAAGCCAAUGCCAUUUAACUUUAGGAAUUACAUAUUGUAAAUUGUUAUGAAACGGCCCACCCCACCCUAUGUAGUCGAUCGUCUUAAAACUCCUCCUCGGUCAGGCACGAUUACAGAAUUAAACAAGUCAGCUCCUGCCAAAUUAGUUGUUGGAGCCGAAACAAUUCGACUCACACAGAACUGAAUCGAUACCUAAUCUGGAUGCAGUUUGGCCCUGAAUCUACAAAACCUUCUUCAUUCUCCCGCUACCGAAAAAUUAAGAAUGGAAGGGCAUUUGAGAACCAACUAACCACUUUGUAGAGGUUUUAUAGACAAUGCAUUAAGCUUGGCUCGCCAAAUGACUGCCGAAAUCCGCAUGUUUGCAGUAAAGGAUGAGCAACAAAGAAGACCCGAGCAAGUGUUGUCCCGCCGCAGCUCCGAUCUCCAGUUUUACCAUCCAGUCCAUCCUAGGCAGCAGCACCACCUCGGAAGGAGGCAGGGAGCCCAGCUCCAAGCAGGCAGCCUCAGCCUGGCCGAGCAGGAAAAGGAGCCUGUCCGUAUCCUCCGAAGAAGAGGAGCCGGAGGACAACUGGAAACAUCCCGCUUGCUUCUGCCCCGACUCGCAUGGUCCUAAAGAAACGUGUCACAAACACCAACCCAUCAGUUUCACGUGUCUCAGCAAUCCGAAGGGGGCCGGGGCGGCGAUCAGCUCGGAGAGGAGGACUCCACCUUUUCUUUCCCAAUCGCCACCAGACUUUAAGGAAGAGAAAGAGAAGCACUUCCCCCCGAAUUCCCCGGCCUCGUCGGACCGACAAAGGGACGGCGCGGACAGGCAGGCGAGUUCGGCCAAAAAGAAGACGCGCACCGUUUUCUCCAGGAGCCAAGUCUACCAGCUCGAGUCGACCUUCGACAUGAAGCGCUACCUGAGCAGCUCCGAAAGGGCCUGCCUGGCCUCCAGCUUGCAGCUAACAGAGACCCAGGUGAAAACCUGGUUCCAGAACCGCAGGAACAAAUGGAAAAGGCAACUCUCGGCGGAACUGGAGGCUGCCAAUAUGGCCCACGCCUCAGCCCAGACUCUGGUGGGGAUGCCCCUGGUGUUCAGGGAAAACCCCCUGCUCAGAAUGCCAGUCGCCAGAUCUCUCUCUUUCCCAACUCCCAUUUACUACCCAGGCAGCAAUUUGUCAGCCUUGCCUCUUUAUGGGCUCUACAACAAGAUCGACUACUGAACUGACUCGGGGAAACAGACGAGCCACGGCUGAGGACACUCGGCUCUCGCUGUACAGCCGCCCUGACCUUUUCUUAACCCGCGUCUGUUAUUCAUAGGAAAGGAGAAACGCGCUUCUUGCAUUCUUCAGAAAUACACCAUGUGUAUUGGUUAUUUUUUAUGAUUAUUUAUGGGAACCCUCUCUCUAGAUUGGUUGAUUUGUUUUGCUUUUAUUUUCUAGGCUGCCAUAUAGAUGUGUCAUUCUCCCCCCUCCACGCCCGCCCCCCCCCCGCACCUUGUUUGGUCUCCAUUUUCCCCAGACAGAACUAACUCUGUGACUUUCAACCGAAUUAAAAACAAACAAACACCUUAACUACUAUUUAAAGAUCCUCGCGGCUCUGUCAACACGUGCAGGUAGGAAAUGCCCCAGGGUGCUCGAGUAGUCGGCCAUCUCACUCGCCCUCUCCACCGUUAUUCUAUUUGGCCCUGAGUAUAUCUGCGGGAAAUAAAUUUUAAAAUAAAGCGUAUUUCAGAUCUGUACAUAUUUUUAAAGAGAAUAAAGCAUUUUAAACAUCGUUGGUAA